Pseudomyrmex gracilis is the source of this 2282-nucleotide messenger RNA. RefSeq lists its product as uncharacterized. NCBI's taxonomy places the organism in Eukaryota, Metazoa, Arthropoda, Insecta, Hymenoptera, Formicidae. The record is from RefSeq and is a predicted model, not a curated record. The transcript has 3 exons. Bases 242 to 1360 code for a protein of 372 amino acids.
ACAAUAUAACGGGGACCGUGGUGUGUGUCCCUUGUUGUUUGCGAGUGAAUUUUGCGAUGUAAUAAUGUAAGUAACGGAACGGGACGUCGGAGCUUGUCGGCGCGACGCGUUCUGAACUCAGAGAAGAGAAACCGAGAUUUAUUUUAAGAAAUCACGAAAAUACACGCGCGAGCGCGCCUACUUUUGUCUCUUUCUCUUGGAGAAGCUCAGUCGUAGGUCGUAGACACUCGAUCACACAGUCAUGGCAUCUUGGGGAUACGUGUCGUUGGCGGCAAUUCUGAUCGUUAUCUGUUUAGAUGUAUCAUCCAUCGUCAGUGCGACCGUCCUAUUAUGGCCAUGGGAUGCGGAAAGGUAUUACGAUUUGGCGAGGGGACCUGUGCUUUACGAGCCGUAUUAUCCGAAUAUUCGCAAAACGGCCAAUCAGCAGAAACCAGUUGAAAACCACGUCGAUCGAAACGCGGUGUUAGAGAGAAGCUUUCAAGUGCCUUUCGAACGACUCGCGUACUCAGCCGGAAACGCGAAUCGCCGUGUCCCGGCGACUACUAAUGGAUCGCUCGUCGUAAUAACGGAUAACGAGAAUACUCCGUCGAACGAGCAACGUAGAGAAGAAGCGAUAAAAUCUGAACGCGAUUACGAUAUUGGGAAUAAAAUCGCGCCUUUUCAUCGACGUCCGAUAAUUAUCGACAAUUACAACGGGGAUCCGCAAAACGCGAACAUCGAUGGUAUAUCCAAACUCGUUAGACGAGCGAUCUCUCGCGAUCUGGAAAAUUGGAACGCUCUCGAGAGAUAUCUCGAGCGUGCCAACAACCAAAUUGAUCGGUUUCAGUCGGGAUUGUAUGAUUCUCGGGAGAUUAGCGAAGGUGAAAAAGGAUUUGGAAUAGAUCGACGAUCUUACGAUUCGUCCGAACAAUCGGAUUUCAACGUGUUGGACAAAUCGGAGACGCGUGAUGCGAACCGACCGUCUAAUUAUCUCGAAAAGAUCGUUAGCGAGAACGCAAUGAGCGACGCGCGAGUCGCGAAUGCUGCGUCGCCGAUUAUUUCCGAUUCCUUGCCGGCGGAGAAUAUCUUUGAACCGCGGCCCCAAGUGAUCAGAUACACGUUCUUCAAGAAACCGACGACCCAACUCGAGGAUAAGACGACAAUUGACACCACACCGCGUAAUUACGGCGACAAUCUCAUUCGCGAGGAGAUCGCCGAUAGUCGACCUGGCAAGCAGGAAGAAAAUGACAUCAAAGUGACGUCAAUCGAAAUAAGCGAAUUGCCGCGACACAAAACGCGUCAUCAUCACGGCGAAUGGGCCAAACGUGAUUAUUCCAAUCAUCGUCAUCGAUCGGAAUCUGGUGAUCGUUCGAUCGUUUGAUUUUAAGAAAAAAAAAAUAUAUAUAUAUAUAACCGAAUGAAGAGAAAGAACGAGAAAUCGGAGUGACAAUUAAUUGUUUCUGUGCAGUUUAUCUAUAUUUAACAAGAUUUUUCACAUGUAUACUCUCUUAUUUCAUACAUACAUAUAUAUAUAUAUAUAUAUUACUUAUUAAACAUCUAAUAUAUAGAACUCACGGAUUUCUACUAACUCAAAGCAUUUAUUGAAUAUAUAUCGUUGAAAAUACAUACGCACAACAAUUGUAUAUUUUCUUAUAUACUAUAGUUAAUAUAUAUAUAUAUAUACUAUAUACUAUAUAUAUAUACAAAAUAACAUAUCUUAUUUCUACAAAUCGUUUGCAGCAUCGGCUGAUUCUAAAUUAAAAAAAAUUUCUUCGUGUACUUCAAUUAAUGCAAAAGUGAAUUCAGUCUUAUCGAAUUGUCAGUGCAACUCAACAAAGUUAAUUAAUAUUUUUCUUAUUUACUUACAUUUUAUUACAUCUUAUUACGGACAGUUCAAUUUUUUUUAAACUAACAAUUUAAUUGUAGAUCAAAAAUUCAAUUGUAGAAUAAACAUUUCGUGCAAAAUAAGACAAUUUUCUAUAAUAUAUAUAUAUAUAUAAUUUAGGAAACCAAUUUUUACGUCUAUAAAUUUUCUCUUCUACAAGAAUAAUAUAAAAUUCUUCAUCGACUGUAAACGCAGAUUUUACAGGAAUGUUUGAACGCGUACACGUUCUGCGAUUUUAAUUCUAAGUACUUGGGAUGUGCUAAAUGUUGAGAUCUGAUAAUGAUGUAGUAAACCGGUGAAGUAAAUAUACCGUGACGUUUUUUACAAUACAAUAUUUAUCACGAAGAAUAAGUACAAGGAAAUCGUAAGUAUCUUUUUACAAAUUAGCCUACUCUAUUGGAACACAACCUUUUUUGGU